This is a messenger RNA of Chilo suppressalis (striped riceborer), 10025 nucleotides long. The record is from the annotation of a GenBank genome assembly. Lineage: Eukaryota; Metazoa; Arthropoda; Insecta; Lepidoptera; Crambidae.
CAGUCGCGGCGACCGCACAUUUCUAUCUCGAAUUUGGAAUUUAAAUACUUUUUUUUUAAUCUUGUGUGAGUGUUUGAAAAACUUUUAAGAAAACCUUUUGUCACAGGACCUUAAUUUCAAGUGAGUAUACGAAUCACCAAAGUGAAUCAUCAUUUUCUCUUUUUAAAAUAAGUGCAGCUUUUUAUCAUAUUAGAUUCUAUAAAGUAAAAUGUUUAGUUUUUAGUACAAAAUAAAUAUAUUAAACAAUUCUUCAAAACAAAAUUAAGUAAAUUAUUUUUCUUAAAAUAAAUAUUCUACUUUAUCAAAAUUUGUGAAAAGUUGAGAAAACACAAAAUCAUGUAAUCAAGAUUUUUUUGAAUAGAAUAUUAUGAUUAAAUUCGCAAAAAAUGUGAAAAUUUCAACGUUUUAUGUUUCUCACAAUUCCAUGUAAUCUGACGGUUGAAUACGGCCGGACACCGGCAAUUUUCACUUACCCAUGCAUCGACAUAUAGCACAUUAUGUUUACAAAUAAAACCAUGAACACGAGUCGAGUGUAUCAAUAAAAAUGAACAUUCUGUGAUGCCAAUGAGACUAUGAAAAUACAGUAGGUCGUAGAGAUAGAAAAUAAAAAUUGCUUAAAUAAAUAAAAUUAUUUAUAAUAUUCGAUAAAUUCAAAUAGUCAAAUUGAUGUAAUCUUUGUGCUCUAAGUUCCUUAUAUAACAAAAAAAAAGUGUUUUGGAACUGCGAAAGCUUAUAAAAAAAAAGAACAUACUUAAAUAAAAUUAGACGGAGGUUUAGAAUUGUCGCUGAUGCUGUUUAAAAGUGGAUAUAAAAUUAAAUAGGAAGGAUCCUAAAUAUAGUCAUCAAAAAAGUCUAAGCAGCAUUUGUGCAAUCUCAAAAUUUUGAACGAUUUUUACAAUUGUAAUUAUAUUUAUACCAUACUAUUAUAAACACAAUCGAAAAGUUUAUAUUUAUAAAAUAGCCAAUUAUGUUCCGAGAACAAUAAAUAUUAGAAACCAAUCUACAUUGUUAAGAAAAAAAUUUAAUAUGACUUAACAGAACGAAUACAAUUUCUGUAAAUAUUGCAUGUUGCUUAGACUUUUUUGACGUGACUUUGACUUAGCUAUUUUGUAUUCAUGGCUAAAUGAUCACUAUCAAAAUGUUGUUACCUAAAUGUAGUAUAAAACAAAAUGUUACCUAUUAACGUGCAACAUAUAAGGUAAUAUUACUAUUUAAGACAUUAAUAGGCUGAUAAUAAUAACCUCAAAGGAUUCUGCAUAAAGAAGAAAAAUAUUAAAACAUCAUCUUUCUUUAAAAUCCUAGAGAAAAUCUCGUGAUCGAAAAACACAUAACAGCAUCUAUACCUCUCUAAAACUAGCAAAGUCACACAUACAACUUACGCGCUUAAGAGCUUACAAUUAUUUAUUACUUUACAUAGACAAUCAAAAAUUUUCAAGAAAAUUUCAUUGAAGUAUCCGAACGUUUAAUAAAAGUCAAAAUUAAUUAAAAAUUAUACUCUUGAGAACGGAGCUUUGUAAAGGAUCUGAGUUGUAGAGACAUGUAUAAAAGUAUUAAAAACAUAUUUCAACUGGUUGAAACAGUGUUUUAUUUAACUCUUACAAUUGUUUCGUUAACAUAUGCCAUAGGUUUAACUAUUGUCAUAUUGUCUGCAUUAUUACAAAGAUGCAAGAGACUUUAAAACAACGACUUCUCCAUUCGGUUCCUAACAAUUCGCAAAUUAUUUGGCGUGUCCAGUGCGCAGCGCCGCGACCAAUCAACGGAAAAUCGAUUUUCGAUCGAUAUGCCACAACACUGGGUGAUCGAACGCGCAAAACCGAGAUGACGGCAACACAUUACACUAAUAUCAUUGUAAAAAAUAUCAAUAUUUCAUAUUUAAGAAAGUCAAGGUCAACAUAAAUUAAAAUCAAAAUGAAUCUCGUUAAAGAAGUGUUUUAUAGAAUUAUUGGUGUGCGUGAAACAUGAAAAAUAAAUUCCGUCCGUGCCGUCUGAAAUCUGAACAGAGUGGAUUUUUUUCUAGUAACCUUUUUUAUUAAAUUUAAACAUCUAGCAUCUAAAUGCUUAAAACAAAUACCUAUUUAAGUAAUAAGCAAUUUUAUCUAAACUUUUUUCUUAAUAGGUAAAUGUGUUGUUACACUUAACCAAUGCAUCGAAGUAAUCCAAACCCAAUUUCAUUUUUCCAACAAUAAACCUAAGUGUUGUUGAAAUUUUAUCAUUAGCUGUUUAAUUAUGUUUGCUAUUUCAUUAGCAUUGUCCUAAUCUUGAGAUUUUGAGGAAGAUCGAUUUUUAAGUAUUACUUAUAGCACGAUAAGAUUUUUUCACAUAACAAUAUAGAUAGUGGCACGCUUUAUCUCUCUUUAGGUGGUUAAGUAUUUGAAGUACAUUCGAAAUAGGAUAGAUACAAUGGAAAUAUGUUCAACAUGAAUAUCGUUCACGUUUUUCACUCAGAAAUUGAUCGAAGCUCAGAAAGCUAAUUAAAAAUUGUUAAGCCAAGAUAAGAGAUGUACCUAAAGUCUCUUGCUUAUAUUUUUACGACGAACAUUUUUGAUGUUUUCUUUUUUGUCUCUUUUCCAUCCAUUUUCAAUUACCUAAAUUCCAUAAUCCAUAUUGUGGAAUAUAAUAAAUUAAUUUUAUUAUCAUGACAUCAAAUAUUUUCCGAAACAUCUAGAAAUUUAUUAAUUAUUUAAUUAGCAUAGAAAAAUAGAAAGGAAUCUUGUCUUAUUCUUAUUUUUAUUUUUAAGUUAAACGCCUAAGUUAACACUGUCGUUUUGCCGCUGCACCCAUUUUUAUGAAUUUAGUAUAGAUAGAGGGUAUGUUGAAAAAGGACAAAGGCUACCUUAGUGUUGUGGAGAAAAUAUUGUUUGUUACUGAAUCAGACAAAAGCCGCAGAACUAAUUUACACGAGUCACAAAUAUAGUUAACUUAUAUUACUUUCCUUAAUUGAGACAAAAUAUAAUUCUUUUUAUCCUGAAAAUUAUUAGUUUCUUGUGGGAUUGUUAAAAUACGUACUAUAUAAAUCCGAUACAAUAUGUUCUUACAGUCGUAAAUUAUUCGUAAAAAUAUCUAUGAAUAAACAAACUGUAUAAGCGUUGUACGUCUGCGUCAGCGCAGCGUCGAAACUUAGCUGCGUGAGAACUUUUUUUUUGGUAUCACAAUGCAUAAAACCUAUUUUUAGACAAUACUUAGAUGAGCAUAUAUAAAAUAAUUAUGGUAAUAAAAAGUUUGCCUUAAAUACGAUUCCUUUGAAAGAAUAUUCGCAUAUUAUUUUCAAUGAGCUUACAGGAGUUUUUUAUCAUUUUAAAAACUAACAAUUACUUACCACUAACAUAACUUUGGCAUUGAACGUUAAAGCUUCGCUGCUUAAUUAUAUUAUGUAAAGAAAUAGAAAAGAGAAGACUGAUUAAUUUGGAAAAAUACCUAAGAAGGAAAAUAUAAAAUAAGUGUUUUUUACACUUUUUUAUAAUUGUUAUAUGAGGGAAAUGCCUUGCAGUAGUUAAACUACAAAAAAUAAGUUGCAUUAAUGAAGUAAAUAUUAGCAAAAAAAUACACACAGACCAGGCAUCAGACGGGAUUCGAACCCGUACCUACUCGAAUUUUGUCUUGUAAAAUUUACUUUUUAUCUAUAAAUCUAGAUAGUUCAAAGCCUUAAAAUUAAAAAACAUGUAAAGUGCGAGUCGGACUCGGGCACCAAGAGUUUAUGUGAUUUGCGAAUUUAGUCUCGAAUUUUGAUGCUUUUGCGAACGACAAAAUAAGCGGUGUAAUAUAAGCAUAAUUACCAGAUUUUUUCAUUAUGCCUAAAGAUUGCACUCUGAGUACCUAUUUGAUAUCAAUUUCGUCCUCCAAACGUCCACCAUGCAUUGCUGAAAAAAGAAAGGUUCUUGACAUACGGACCAACGGACAGACAUGCAGAUGAAAGGACAGAAAACAAAUUGAAUAUUUAAGGGUUCUUGAAGUUUUUCUUUUGUGGUACGGAAUCCUAAAAAUCAUGUAACGAUAUCCAACGAUGAAACACGGACAUACGAGCAGACGAACGAACGGAAAAGAAAUCCUUUAAGGGUUCUUGAGGUUUUUCUUUUGACGCUAGGAAUCCUAAAAAACAUGGAACAAUAGCCAACGAGGUCAUCCAUCAUAUUUAUUGACAGCGAUACCAUCAGUCGCAGUCCCAUAAAUCGAUUGUGACGCCAUCACCAGUUCACCACCGACGCUAUUCCCGUCGUAUAUGUAUGAUUUGUGACGCAUGCGCAAAAUAAUUAUAAGCGCGGGUACGUUUCCGCGCACGCGACAAUGAAUUUUAAUGCAAUUGAUUAUCCGUUUUGAUGGGAACGAGGAUUAUUAUUAUGUGCAAAUGGCACAUCGGCGUUAAAGUCAAGCAGGUAGAUGAUUGUUUAAGUAUCCGAAAGUCAAGUUUUAGAAUUAACUAGGUAUUAAACUAUCAUUUUCAAAAUACUUUUAAGAUUCUGCGACACAAUUUUUUCCAUAUACUUUAGGUACUUAAAAAAAACAAGUCUAGCUAUAAGUUAUCAUGCCUUUUAGAAAAAAAUAGACUCGGUACGGGUUUCAGACGGAAUUUGAACAUCUAGCAGUUAAAUGCUUAAAAAAGAAAAUAUGAUAAAAAUAUGAUAAGUAAAAUGCACACUAAACUUUUAAAAUAUCCAUCGAUGCUUUAUUAAAGCUGGUAUUCUAAAAUUGUGUGCAUAUUUAAAUGUAGGUAUAAACCUAAUAAUGACCAAGAGCUAAAUGACAUCUAAACAUAGCUCAUGAAUCAUAUUGAUUACUCACAAUUAAUUAGUAAAAAAAUAAACCUUUUGCUUAGUAGUGGAUCACAAAAGACAACCUUAUCAGUACCUAUCGUUAAACAAAAAGGUGGGCGGUAAAAACCAAAGCUCAAUAAGGAACGCUAUUCAAGGCGACUUGCCGCGUCAAUUAUCUAACAUAAUGAUAAAGAUUUCCACGGAUCAUGGAUCUUAAGUCACAACACAACAGACUGAAGACGUUCGUGUAAUUAUUUCGGAACGGACAAGGCCACUGGCAACAUGCCGGAAAAUAUAACUUAUUCUUUGUUGCUGCCUGUUAAACAUUUUUAUAGGUUUCACAGAGUUUCAUGAAUUGCUUGAUCUGACUACCUACUUAUCGAUCUUCAAUCAAUCUUGUCUGUUCUUUAAAAAUAAGUGGAACGGUUAAAUUGAAACAGGGCUGGCUUAACACCAAGAGGGAAGACAUCGAUUGCUAAUUAUUAUUGUUGUUCAAAAAGCGUUUUACGUAAGCACAGAAAUUUAGAUACUUUGUUACAAGUAGCAAUCAAACCAAAUUCAUAAAUAAAUGAAUUCUUUAUACGAAUGACUUGUUACAUCUUCUUUAAUCCUUACAAAGAAAAUUUUCAAGUUUUAAAAAUAUACAACUUAAAACUUAAUAUCAAUAGGGGAGAGUACACGGUAUCUCCACAAGUAAUAACCGUUCACGAGCAUGAUGAUCAAAAAUCGCGGCUCUCUACCAAAUUUCAAGAGGUCCCUAGACAGUGCGAAUCUAGGUAAUCAUGAAACUUCCUCAGGUCUUAAAGAGAGCUUAACAUUAUUACACUGAAAUAUUAUCUGACGUGUGUGUGUUAGAACUAUUUAUUUACUAAAUAUAUUUGUUUCUUAUGUUUUCACGCACACCAGUCACAAUUCGUUUUCUUUAUUACUUUUUUAUUAAUAAUAAAGAAAACGUAUUUUAAACCCGUCCAAGCGUGUUUCAUUUAUUUCUUUAUUGCCAAUAAAGUUAAAAUACAAGUGAUUAUAUUAAUUUCAAUUAAUAUAAACAAUUAAGCUCAGAUGCAUCUGGUGGUAAGAAAUAGAUAGUUGCACUCGUAAAUAUUUUUCAUAUCAGUUAUAUAAGAUAGCCGAAUGAAUCUAAAGGUUUUGUUGACAUUUCACACUUGCUUAAGCCGGCCAGUGCCGUUACACAAACUGGCGAGCUUCCGCUGGCAUUGACCGAUGCUCCGUUCGAAAGGCUAACUUGCAUCUCUGCGGUCGGCCGCUAUCAGAUUAAUCUUCCUACUUACUUAUGCGAGACCGAGUAAUCGCCUGGUAAUGUUUUAUUUUGAACACCUUUUACCUGUUCAUUACUAGACACAACUUAAACUAAACCCGAUUGUAAAAUGCGGCUGAAACUUUACUCAACAUAUUCGGAAUUUAUAUAAAAUGUGCAACCACCAUUAUUUUAAUAUAUUAUUUAACUCGAAAACUAUUAGCUGGUAAUUUCGCAAGCGUUGAAACAAGCCGCACAGCAAUGAUUUCUCGACACACUCCCAUUUUAACGCGUAACAAACUGUAAAACAAAAUCGAUUUAUAACGCAUUCUCAUAACGAAUAAGUAACUGAUUUCAUAUUGGAGCGAUUUCUUAAUGCAUGCAGCGCCGUCAUUGCUAUUAUGUAUGUGCCAGCGGUCUGCCUACACUUAUCUGUCAUCCUGGACAGUUUGAUUUAUUCGGAUGGAGUGAGAUGUUAUUGAAUGAAAUCGCACAAUAGGCCCGAAUCCACGGUCCCAAUACAUCCAAUAGUCGACAAUGAACUGUGGGUCGCUGUUACGAAAUCGGCCUACAACACGAAUAACGGGUUUCGACACAACUACAAGCACUCCUCGGAGCUUUGAGCUGACAAACUCGUAAUAACCUAACCACCCAUACUUACUCUGCAAUUCGUAACAUUUAACAAAACGCGUAUAAAUCAUACUAAAAUAUCAAUCACUGUGAGCUUUAUCUAACAGAAUCGUAAAGUCUUCCUGUAAAUCUCAAAUGGACAGGGCAGUCGUCUCACUAACAAAUAUAAAAUUAAGGCCGCGUUGUUUCAUCCAUCGUUGAAUUUGACUAUAGUUAAUGUCACGUCAGAUACAGUAAAUGUGUAAAUUGUUGACAAAUGGUUAUUUAUUCUCUAGUACUUUAUCUGGAGUCAUAUCAAUGGAAAAAACAACGCGUCUUUAAAAUAAGAAGCCGAAUAAGUAGACUUCAUCAUCAUCAUCAUCAACCCAUGCUCGUCCACUGCUGAACAUAGGUCUCCCCUAAUGUACGCCACUGCUCCCGAUUUUCUGCCACUCUCAUCCAGCCCCCUCUAGCCAGCCUACGAAUGUCAUCAUCCUAUCUUGACUUAAAGCACCUAAACGUUUACCUCAAUUAAUUAUUUUUUAAGCUGACAAAAAUAUAGAAAGCAUACAAAGUAAAGCACUUGACAUUUUCAGGUCAUUUUUUUAUUGAGAAAGCGUAACGCGAUCUCUAUAAAAACAUGUCUAGGUCACAAAAUCUAGAUGGCCACGAGACAAAAAAGAGAACAGUUUGUCUUUUAAAAAGAUGUCACAAAGAAUUCGUAUGGUUCAAAAAAUAAAUAGCUGCUAAUAAAUUGUUUUAAGCUUAUUCGAACAUUGAUGCAAUAACAUGUAAAUUUAAAGUCUAUUUCAUUGAGAGAAUUUCCCAAGAAUCGAUGCAUUCUGACGGAGAAAGCAAAACCAGUUUCUGGAUUUUGAAAUCUGAAUAUGACGCCCUCUGAUGACAUUUGGGAGUCUGGAAGGAGCGGUCCGAAGGUCCAAAUGCACGCACGAAUAAAAUUUACACAAAAUAUAAACAAGAAUGUGUCAUCUAUACAUAAUGAGCUUUUACAACUUAGAACAUAGUAAGGUUAUCAAUGCAAUUUAAUAGAUGAAUAAAUACGCUUUAGUAAUAUAAUAAAGAGGGGUAGGUCAUGGCGGCUUUUCCGCUCGAAUUGGAGCGCCCGUCUGGGGAAGUAGCUCCCACCUUACAAAAGACCACAGCAAAAUAACACUACCAUUCGGUGGUGUUGUGUUUUUGUCGGUCACUAAGGUACCAGGGCUUCACGGGGUAGGAGAUCGUGGCAGGGCAAGCUAUGGAGUGUGUGAUAGUUUUGGUAUCACAAGCGUCUAUGAGCCGCCAGAGUGAUGGUAAGCGUCGCCGCCAUAUGCUUGUAUGCUUGUUUGCUACACUUUUAACAUAAAAAUAAGAAUAAUAAACUAUUCAAAAUAUUGUAAUGCCAUAGUAAGUAUUAAAUUUUGCUUAUCGUACACACAUAAAAAUUACCUACUUUGAGACAUUGUUAAAGAAUAAUUUGAAAUCUGUAUGGAUAUGAAAAACAACAAAAUAAUAACUAAAACGUUUUUAUUUGAUUGUUUACUUUGAAUUGAAUGGAAUUUUAUUGCUAUUUUUAGAAUAACGUAAAUAAUAAAGUGUUAUGACGAACGAAUUUUAUAGAAGAUGAUCGUGAUCAAAACAGUAUCUUAUUGUAAAUUCUAAUAUUUCAAACCAUAACAAUAUUUACUGCAGUUUUAAUUCGUAUUUUGCAACAAAAAGUUAUAUGUACCUACAAACUUUACUUCAUUUUUAGGGUUCUCUAUCAAAUACUGCAAUUGGAACCCUAUUACUUAGCGUCAGUUGUCUGUCCGUCUGUGAUCAGGAUGUAUUUCAAAAUGUUUUUUUAAUGGUAUACAGUUCUAACAGUGCUAUAAAAGCAAACAACGUAAACAAAAUAAAGUUAGAAAAUACAUGCUGACAUAGUCGCCCAGCUACUAAAGCCUUUAAAUAAAAACUAAAAAAGAAAAAUCUUGCAAAAUUUUAUUCACCCAUUUUAUCGACGUGAUUGAUAUACAUAUUUCCACAAAAUUACAGCUCUCUAGUGCUAAUAGUCUCCAAGCAAAACCAGGGACAGUUAUGACGAAACUAUAAGGGUUCCUUGUCAGGACUACGGAACCCUAAAAAAAUGGGAUCCCAUGCAAGGAUGAAGGUCGUAUUAUUGUGCUUGGCCUUUGCGGCCGCGAGUCUAGCGAUGCCAGUAGCUGAGCAAAAGCCAGCUCUUAGUGAACUACCAGCCCCGGUAGCUGAAAUCAAAGCUGAGGCACCUAAACAAGAAUCACCCGCAGCAGUUCCAGCGCCUAUUGAAGAAAAAAAUGUAGAAUCGGUACCUGAAGUCCAAGUGGCAGAGAAAGCUCUUGAACCAGAAGUUAAAAGUGCACCAGUAGAUGUUAAAGUACCCGAAGCUCCUAAAGUUGAAGCUGUACCCGAAGAAAAGAAAGAAGAAACACAACAACUUAAAGCAGCUGAACCAGUGAAACCUGCAGAUGAGAAAUCUGAAUCUAAUCUGCCAGAGAAACCGAAAGUUGAAGAAAAGAGUGCAACCCCAGAGAUAAAGCCAGAAGAAAAACCAGUCGAAUUUCCAGCUAAAAUAGAAGAGGUUCCUAACGAAGUGCCCUCUGCGAAGUCAGUGCCUGAAGAAUCCAUUGAUGUUGUGAAUGCUGUCAAGUCACCAGCCGCCGUUGCUGAUGAUGUCGUCGAUCCUGCUGCUAUCAUUCCUACACCAGAAAAGAAAAUUGACUUACCUGUAGCCAAGAGUGCUGAACCCAUACCUGAAAUAAAAAAGGAAGAACCCACCGCCGUACCUGCUAAGCCCGAAGAAGCCAAGCCUGCUGAAGUAAAAUCUGAGGAAAAGCCUGUAGAAGAGCCCGUCAAGCCCGUUCAGCCUAAUGCAGCUAAGCCCGUUGAAUCUGCUCCUUCUGCCAAGUCUGCCGAGCCUACAAUUGACGACAGCCUUCGCGUGGUUCGUGACACAGUCGACGACAAAGCUAAAGCGGCCGCUUUAGCUGCAGCUGAUAAUAAGAAAGUAGAGCCAGCGGCCCCAAAAGUAGAAAAAGCCCCCAAAGAAGUCGCAGCUGAAAAGAAGGAAGGAAAAGCUAGUGAAAGUGCAGUAACGAACGAAACUCCCAAAGAAAGCGAAGCCAAAUCAAUUGCACCAGUCGCGGAAGCCCUCCCUACGCCUGUUGAAGCGUCGCAGCCUAAUAAACCAGUCGACUCACCGAAGGCAGCGGAAGCAAAACCCGCGGAGGCUAAGGAGAAGCCCUCUGGCGACGCUCCGGCCGCUAGUUCCGAAGAGAGUGUAGAGGAUGAGAAGAAAGAUGACAGUUCAGAGAAAGAUUCGUCAGAAGAAAGCGUUGAGAAAACCGACAAGGAGCCCGUUUCCAAAUCCUAAAUUAGUUUGAAGAGGCGCUUGCGGCGGG